AUGCCGAAGAAGAUGGGCGUGAACAGCAAAGCCGAAGAGGCUAGGGCUAGGAAGAGCGCCACCGAAGCGGAGCGGAAAGAGCGUGAUGCCCGCCAGAAAGAAGAUCAGUACUGGCACGAAGCCGAGGGCAACAAGUCGCGCGCCGCAAAGAAACGAGAAGAAGAGUCUGAGAAGCGAGCCGAGGCCGCGGCUCGUAAAGCCGAAGCGCGCCGGCUAGCCGAGCAAGAGGAGAAAGAGAUCGAAAAGACUAUGAGGAAGCCGGAUAAGAAGGUCAAUCGAGUUUCGAUUCCGGUACCCAAGGUCACCGAGGCGGAGCUCCAGCGGCGGAGGGAGGAAGAGCAGGCUGCAAUUCUGAAAAGGUCUGAGGAGGCAAAGAAGCGGCAGAGCCGGACCGCGGCGGAGGAAGAGUAUGAGAGAAUGGUUCUUGUGGCGAAUACGAAUCGUGAUGAUUCGAUUAUUGACGCACAUACGGUCGAAGAUGCGAUUGCCCAGAUGGCGGUCACCGAUACCUUGCCGGUUGAUAAGCAUCCUGAAAGGAGGCUUAAAGCGUCAUUCAAGGCUUUUGAAGAAGCCGAGCUUCCCAAGCUGAAGGAAGAGAAACCAGGCCUUACUCACACUCAAUAUAAGGACAUGAUAUGGAAGCUAUGGAAGAAAUCUCCAGACAAUCCUCUCAACCAGGUAAACUUCUGAAUCUUCUUCUUAACAGUUGCCUUUAUAAGGUCUUUGAAUGUUAGGUCAUUGUUGUACUUAUCAUCUCUUGAUAGCAUAUCUGGAAAUAUUCAUGGUCUUCCCUUCUCCUCGUCCUUCCUUUUUGUCAGUUUCACCAUUUAACAGGGUGAAUCCUUUAUGGUCCAGUCAACUUUACUUGAUUGUUUGGUGUUUUUAUAGUCUAGAAUCUACAUGGUUUUGCACCUUCAUUACUAGUGUUGGUCAUAAAGUCAUACUAACUGGACUUUUUUGGAGGGUCACUUCUGUUAUUUAUUUAGUUAUUUUUUCUGUCGAGAUUUCGUGAAGUGUGCUCUUCCUGGGUGCGUGGCUAAUUCUUGCAAAUUUUAGAAUGUCCUAACAUUUUUUAAUCUGUUAUUGGGGUUUUGAGGCCAUCUUGGGCAACCAGACCUACUUGAACAAGAAUUCUAAUGCCUUGUGUGCCAGCAUUUGCAAAAGGGUAGUUAUGUAACUUAUUACACAAGUGUGAAUAACUCUAUCCAUUGCUGGCAUCGAACAAUAGGCCUGCUCUGUUGCUUUGCCAUGUGGCAUUCUGUUGUACAGUGAAGUUUUGGCAUAAGCUCAGUGAUUUUUUUCCUGGCGAAUGAUUGAUGGUCUUACAAUAUAUCAUUUUUUAUGGAUAUAUAGGAAACAUUUUGCAGUUAAAGAGAAGCUUGCGGAUAUUGAUUUAUGAUGUUUUUCUCAUGGGGAGUUCGUCGGAAAUUAUAUUUUGUUGAAAAUGUACUUAUUAUUGUUCGAAUGUGAUUUGAGUUGAGUAGAAAGGAUAGAAUACGAAAUGACUGUAUUAGAGGAAUGAUAGGAGUAGCAACAAUUGAGGAUAAGUUGAGAGAGAAUAGAUUAAGAUGGUUUUUGUCAUGCUCAACG
This is a messenger RNA of Ilex paraguariensis (yerba mate), 1590 nucleotides long. NCBI's taxonomy places the organism in Eukaryota, Viridiplantae, Streptophyta, Magnoliopsida, Aquifoliales, Aquifoliaceae. The record is from the annotation of a GenBank genome assembly.